Nelumbo nucifera (sacred lotus) is the source of this 1364-nucleotide messenger RNA. RefSeq lists its product as uncharacterized. NCBI's taxonomy places the organism in Eukaryota, Viridiplantae, Streptophyta, Magnoliopsida, Proteales, Nelumbonaceae. The record is from RefSeq and is a predicted model, not a curated record. Gene Ontology annotation, biological process: retrograde transport, endosome to Golgi; endocytic recycling; exocytosis. Gene Ontology annotation, cellular component: recycling endosome; early endosome; WASH complex. Gene Ontology annotation, molecular function: gamma-tubulin binding; alpha-tubulin binding.
GCAGCCCUAACCAACCUCUCUGGUACCGCGAAUCUGAGAAGUGAGAAGUGAGAAGUGAGAAGUGAGAAAUGCUUCGCGUUUCCGAGGGCGAGAACCGUCGACCCGAGGGUUACCUCGCGAACUACAAACAGCUUCGCGAUUCACUCCUGGAGCUUCAAAGCGCCGCUGAUCGAAUUUUCGACAGGAUUGAAGAGAGAACUGCAAAAGAGCAUGAUAAGCUGAUGGACUUGUCUAACAGAGUUCAAAAGGCAAAGGCCAAGAUUGAUGCUAUAUCACAUUCAAAGGAAGCAAUUGCAAUCAGGUCUUCUCCAAGGUACCCAUCAAAAUCUGAUAGGGAGGAGGAUUUUCACUCUUUAUUUGGAUAUAGAGAUAGUGAUACAGGUUCAGGAUUGCCAGUAGCAACUUUGUUAGUAAAUGCAGGGCUGAAUAGGGAGUUUGGAGAUGGGACACUUGAGCUUUUUCAGUUUUUCUCAGAGACAAGUUCUGACUUUCUACCAAAGGAUGCCCAGCCUGAGGUAGUGUCUGGAGUUGGCCAUUCAAGUGGAAAUGCAUUUGUUGAGAGCCUUCUUAAACCUCCAGAUUUUACCUAUGGCAGCAUCCUGAAAGAGGAAAAUAUUAUGACUGAUCAUUCAUCAAGUCCCAAGCAUCAGACACUCCCACCUCCACCUCCAAGUUUAAUUCAUAGUUCGCGGGUGCUUCCAAGAUCAGAAGGUUUCAACUCUAGACCGUCCCUUAUUCAACAUUUGAAGACAAAAAAUGUCCUUGCUGAUAUCCCUAAGGUUUCCAGCAAGCCAUUGGGUGACCCUCGGAGAUCUGUUAGACCCACUUCUGUAGGCAACUCUGGGUUUGUUACUGGAAAGGCAGGAUUCUCCGAUCUGACUUCAAGCCCAAGUAGUUCCUCCACUCCAUCAAACAAAGUCAGUGAUUCUGGUAAAUUAAAAGACAUUCUUGCAGCACUAAGACCUAAGGCCCCAUUGCAGGAAUCUUCAGAGGAUCAAAGUGAAGGAGAUGACCAGGAUGACAAGGGACAAUAGGAAAAAGGCUCACAUUCAUGCUCAACUUUGGAAUUGUAGGGAUUGGGUGUAACCCAUCCAUGGAAUUAGUUGCUGACACUUGAUUUCUUUUAUGGAAUCACUGCCCCUGAUUAUUUGAAUUUUUUUCAGAUUUCAGUUGCUGACAUAGACAAUCUACUUCAGAGAGGUCUGAUGUCCUUAAAAAGAGCCUUCGUCACAUUUUUUUUUUUUUUGUGAAAGUAAUGCUUCAGCAAAUUAUCUUUCUGAUCAGAUGGUUGAAGCUGUUAUCUAUUAAAGAAUGCUGCAGGUCUGAUCCAUUGAUUCCAAAAGCUCGUUUUUGAGCUUGUUACA